UAAAAAUGUCGAAAUAAUACUAUAAUAAUAUGUGGUAGGAGACAAUAAAUGAUAUUCAAGACUUGAUAUAAGUUGAGAAUUUUUAGAAUGAACCAGACUUUUUAAAAAAACCCUCUUAAGAUCUUUUUCAACAUUAUGCAUAAAAUUACAUACGUUACAUAGGGAUAUAUAAGAAGUUUAAAUUAAAAAAUAAUUAUUAUUAGAUUAGAAGAUUGUUAUGAUUAGAUGGUACAUCCUUAGAAAAAAAUAAAUUUGAAAGAAUUAUUAGAAUUAGCAAUAAUAAGAAUGAUUGAAAAUAAAAAAUUAGUAAUCCAAUAUAAUGUACAUUCAAACAGUUACCAAUCAGAUAUGGUGAAUUUAGAUGAGUUGAUUACAGAUUUAAAAUUAACUCCAGAUUAUUUAGAAGUGCCAAUUCCAAGGUAUUUUAAAAAGGAAACAGAUAAAGAAAGAUUGGAUGAGAGAAACUUUAUAAUAGAUAAAACAUUAUAGGAUAUGGAUUUAGGUUAACCUGAAGAAACAGUUAUAGAAGAAUAAUAUUUUUUAGAUACAAAAGAAGAAAAUAUUUUAGAAAUAAUAUAGAGAAAUGAAAGAGGAAGAUAAGGAAUUUAGAGAGGAUUAUAAUGUAAAUAAUUAAGGAAGGAUAAAUUAAGAAAAGAAAAUAAAACAAAAAGAUUAGCAGAAGGUGAAGAAAUAACUGAUGAAUAAGAAAAUGAGAAAGCAGUUUUGAUAAUUUAAAAAUAUUUUAAAGGAUACAAGGGAAGAGAAUAAGUUUAUUAUAUGAGAGAAGAAGAAAUGAAAUUUUUAGGAAUUUAAAGAGAUGCAGAAGAUCCAAAAUAACCUAAUUCUUAAUCUAUGAAAUCAUAAGAAUAAAGAUAAAAGUAUAUAAAAAAUACAUAUAUAUUUAGAAUGACCUUAAUUUAAUAAUAACAUAUGAAAGAUUAUGAAGCUAAAAAGAUAGAACUAAAAAAAUUGGUAUAGGAAACAGAAGGGCCAGAAAUUAAAGAAAAAAAAAUAAAAGAAAGAAUAGAUUGGAUAGAUAUGUAUUUAGAUAAAACAGAAGGAAGUAAUGAAUUGAUUAUCUUAAGAAAAAUUGCCUGCAAAAGCUAUUGAUUAUUAUGAUGAUAAAAAGAGAUACCCUCCAUCAUAAGAAGAAUUGGAUGCAUUAAAGGGAGGAAAGAAAGGUGCUAAAAAAGAAAAUAAACCUGAAAAGAAAGGUAAGAAAGGAAAAAAAGACAAGAAAGAAGAAAAGAAAGAUACAAUAGAUUUAACUACAGUUGUAAAAAUAAAUGAAAGAGUUGAAGAAUAUUUGACAACUUGGGGUUCUACAGAUGAUUCAACAAAUUUUUAAUAGACUUUUGUAACUGAUGUAGCAAAAGGAUUAGUUAGAUAAUCUGUAGAAACAGAAAUGAAUAGUUUAGUUGAUGAAUUAAUAGAAAUAGAAUUAGAUAAUAGACAUUUAUUCUUAUUAAAGAAACCCAGAAAAAGACCACCAAAACCCAAACCACCUAAAGCUCCUAAACCAAAAAAUUUUAAAGUGCCAGGUGCAGGUGGUGUAAAAGGAAGAGAUGUUUUUGAUUUAUUAAGUGAAUUGUUAGAAUAUGGAAUAGUCAAAAAGUUAAUGCCAGCAAAUUUAGCUGAUCUAAAAGGAGGAUAAAAUGUAUUAGGAGCUACUUAAGAAUAAUAAUUUUCAACUACACCUGAUCCUUCUUAUCCUCAAUUAAGAUCAGCAUUAGCUGAAUUUGUUGGAAUGUAAUUAGGUUCUCCUGUUUUAAAAGAAAAAUUAGAUAAAAUGUCUUAUUUCUUAUUCUUUGGACCAUCUGGAUCAGGUAAAACUUUAGCAAUUAGAGCUUUGGCUACUGAAUGUAAUGCUAUGUUACUUGAUAUAACUCCAAGUUCUCCAGAAGUUUAAUAAAAGUUCUCUGAUAAAUCUUCAAUAGGAAAAACAUUUUAUACUGUUUUUUAUGUGGCUAAAGUUUUGCAUCCCACAAUUAUAUUUAUGGAUAAUAUAGAAUAAGUUUUUGGAUCUGCUAAAAAGAAAAAAGGUGUUCCUGCAGCUCCAUGGGCUAAAUUAAAGAAGCCACUUUAAGAUUUUAAAAAGGCUAAGUUUAUUGAACCAACUACAAGAGUUGUUUUUAUAGGUUGUACUAAUUAACCUGAAUUAAUGAUUAUGAAGGAUUCAAAAAAUUUCUUUGAAAAAAAGUUCUUUUUUCCAAUGUUAAAUUAUGAUACAAGGUUAACUUUAUUAAAGUAUUUUAUUGAAGAGAAAGGAAUAAAAUUAGAACCUAAUUUCCCUUUGAGUACUUUAGCUCAUUUAACAGAAGGAUAUACUGCUGGAUCUUUUAAAAAUGCUAUUGAUAAAAUAAUAACACCAGAAAGAAUCAAAAAGAUACCAGAUGAACCAAUUACUAUAGAUGAAUUUUUAGCUAGACUUUCAAGAUAACCAUAUGUAAAGUCUUAGGUAGAAUAUGAUAAAUUGAGAGUAUUUUAUAUUAGUUAUUGUAGACAUUCUUUGAUGAGGUAACAGGAACAAAAGAAAGAAGAGAAAAAUCAAAGGCUGUUGCAGUUGAUCCUAAAAAGGGUGGAAAGAAAAAAUGA
Molecule: messenger RNA, 2595 nt
Organism: Paramecium sonneborni
Lineage: Eukaryota; Ciliophora; Oligohymenophorea; Peniculida; Parameciidae
Source: the annotation of a GenBank genome assembly